GCUGCGUACUAACAGGGUCUUUGAGAGAGCGUGCGGUUGACAUUGUUAAAGCGAUGAGUUUAUCUUCCGUUUAGGAAGAGAAGCCACUGAAUCUCAGAAACAUCAAACAACUGGGAAAUACGGAACUGGUCACUGGUGGAAGAUUUUUCAUCAGAUUUCAGGAAGAAAUCUACUCAACAUUCCACGUCAGAUUAACCAACAAUAUGACAGAAAAGAAAGCAAGAACAUCCAGUCAGAGCUAAACCACAGCACUUGACAAUAUCGUCUUAACUGCAGGCAGUAGGAUAUGUUAAUAUGUGACUGUACAAAUUUCUUACCAGCCCCAACCUAUCAAUACUUGCAUUAAAUAAAUGGAAAUGAUGUCUUCUGCAGACUCCCUGCACCACACAUCACUUCUGGCUGAAAGGGCAGGCUGGAAAUCCUGCAAUAAAAACAAAGUGCUGAAAUACGUAGCAGGUCUGGCAACAUCUGUGGAGAGAGGAACAGAGUAAUUUUGAAUCGAAUACGAUUCUUCUUCAGAGCAGAAAACUGGUGCUGUGUCUGCUUGGAUUGCAUCACAAACUAAGGAAAUACUGAUGGUUGUGCCUUUACAUGACAGUUUAAGCUUUGGAGCAGUGACAAGAUUGUUAAUCUUCAGAGACCAAAAAAUGGGACAAAGGACCAGAAGAAAGUGAGGCGUAGCACAUUCUCUGGUUCUGAAAGGUCUGUGGCAAUCGUUUCUGUGGAGGAGAACUAACAUGUUAGGAAAAUACGUUGGCAAGGUGCUGGGAUUCGCAGGCUUUACUAUUCAAUAUGGCUGUAUUGCCCACUGUGCCUUUGAAUACUUAGGAGAAAUUGUCAUGUGUUCUGGUCCUUCCAUGGAGCCUACCAUUAAGACCUAUGAUAUAAUCAUCUCUGAGAAACUCAGUCGACAAUUUUAUCGCAUUGAAAAAGGUGAUAUAGUAAUUGCUAAAAGUCCCAAUAAUCCUAGGAUGAAUAUUUGCAAACGAGUGAUUGGUCUAGAAGGAGAUAAAGUGUGCACUGGUGGUCCACUAGAUGUUUAUAAGAGCCAUAGAUAUGUACCAAAAGGUCAUGUUUGGUUAGAAGGUGACAAUCUACAUAACUCCACUGAUUCCAGGAAUUACGGGCCCAUUCCUUAUGCAUUGAUUCGGAGUCGAGCAUGCUUUAAGAUCUGGCCACCACAUGAAUUUGGUUUCCUGAAAGAAAGCCCCAAUAGCACUUUCCCACGAUGAAUUAAAGAUAUGGCAACGGUUUCAUUCUCAGUCAAACAGAGUAUUUUUUAUUUAAAUACAACUCAAAAACCAAAGACUUCACAAGCAAUCAAUAAAUCACAGGUGGUGAUUUUCGAAAGCAAUGUCCUGUAAUCAGAACUGUGUACAAUAAUAAAGAUAAAUACAUGCUACAGAAGGGAAUGUGAGGCACACAGGAGGUGUCGGAAAGUCGUGGACAGUGAAUUUCUCAGGAUGGAUUGGGAUGAAAGAAUGGUCGUUUUCUGAAAAUGAUUGAGGGUAUUUCAGACAGGCUAAGGCUGAUUGCAGAUGAUCACAAAGAAAGGAGUCAUGUUCCAGCAGCUGGGACCGCAAUGAUGCCUAAAGCAUCUGAUGACUAGUGGUGGGAGAAGGUGCAGGUUUGCUGUUUGCACAAUUGAAGGCCCAUGUCUAGUUUUAUAUGUCCACACUGCCUGAAAUAACAUGCAGAUAUGAUCUACUAUUAAAUUAAAAUCUCAAAUGCAGUUGAUGUUUGAAAACCAAUUAUGGACUACAAAAGAUCUUCUAGAUGACCCAAUACCUGGAGUAUGUACUUUUGUGCUCCCUCUGUCUGUAACUAUCUGAUUGAGUAGAAACCCAAAAUUAUAUUUGUCAACUAUUUUCUAGUCAGGAGACAACUUAGGGACAGAAGCUGAGGAUCCACAGUUGACAAUGAAACAGCUUUUGUAUACCUCUUCUCCCCACAUUUACAGGGCGAAAGUGAAGUCAAGAACAGGCAGUAGGUCAUCUGCCCUGUAAAAAGUACAGUUAAGAGUCAACCACAUUGCUCUGGGACUGGAGUCCCACACAGGAUAAGGGUAUUAGCAAACCAGUUGGGUUUUUAUGACAAUUUGACAGCUUUAUAUUCAUUUUAACAUAUAAACUUUUUGUUUAUAGAAUUAUCUUUUUAAACUGAAGUCAAAUUCUCUAACUGUUGUGGUGGGAUUUGAAUUCCUGUUCUCUGAAUUAUUAGCUCAGGCCUAUGGACUGCUCAUCCUGUAACAUAACCACUAGACUACUGUCACUGCCCCCCCAACCCCCACAUUCCACAUGUGCUGCUGUUGUCUGAGAUCACAGGAAAUCAUCAGGGAUGAAAGUUAUUCAGCUUUAGGUUUAAAUUGAUCAUUGCUCAGGAUUAGUGCUGGGCAGAUCCUGAAGUUUAGUCCCUAACCAGAAAAUAUAUGACAAUGUUUUUGGUUCAGUAUUUGGCUCUGGUACUCAAAUUCCGCAUGUUAUGGUAGGACUUAGACCUCGGGAUGCCUUAUCUCGUGUUUCUGUGCUUCUACACUGAGUAAUCCCCAUAAUUUCAAAUUCCUUCAGGGUUUUGAGUUUUGAUUUCUUCUGUUGUGGGCCUCUUGCUUUUUGUUACAGAACCCUAUUCAUUGGAAUAUAAUCUGCCAUGUUUAUAAUGCCAAAAUGGAAGGUGAAAUCAGCAAUAAUAGAUAAUGUGUUGCUCCAAGCUGGACUUCAUCUGUCUGGCUGGAACCUGUCCAGGUACCAGACAAAAUCCUAUAUAGACAGCAUAUUACUGGACUGAAUGGGCUGGCUCAUUCCCACCCCCAAACCAGUGAACCCCACCAAAAUGCCAGUGACUGUUUAUAUCUGCUAGCACUGGGCCUGCCAUCACUACCUUUGCUCUGUCACUAACCUCUGAUUGUUCAUGCUAGAAUAGGUAACCUUGUAGAGCAAAUGUCGUCUCUAAUGAUAUUUUCUUCCAUACGAUGUGGAUUGAAGCAUUCAAGUGACUAAAGGAUUGCAGGCACUCUUGCAUACCACAUCUCAUACUGCCUACAUACCUCAAAGUGCCAAAUAUGCUCAGUUGAAUGUUAACUUCAGAUACCAAAAAGGUGCUAUAACAGGGUCAAUGUCAACCAGUUUUUCUCAUUUACGAAUGACUAUACUUGUGAUUGUGGGAUUAAGCUGGUAAAGAACCAACACAGACACAAUGUACUAAAUUACCUCCUUCUGUUCUGUAAACUCCUGUUAGCUUGUGGUUUUUCUUUGGCGUCAGAAAACAUUUUAAAUUUCUGCAUUGAUUUUUGUAGACUUAGAAACCGAAUUGUAGAAAAUUGUGUUGCUCUUCAACAAUAAAAUAUUUGUUAUAUUCAAA
Molecule: messenger RNA, 3357 nt
Organism: Carcharodon carcharias (great white shark)
Lineage: Eukaryota; Metazoa; Chordata; Chondrichthyes; Lamniformes; Lamnidae
Gene: immp1l
Product: inner mitochondrial membrane peptidase subunit 1
Exons: 9
Coding region: 738-1232 (164 amino acids)
Cellular component (GO): mitochondrial inner membrane peptidase complex; membrane
Molecular function (GO): serine-type endopeptidase activity
Source: RefSeq, a predicted model, not a curated record